This is a messenger RNA of Sesamum indicum (sesame), 959 nucleotides long. RefSeq names its product large ribosomal subunit protein eL13z. The record is from RefSeq and is a predicted model, not a curated record. Lineage: Eukaryota; Viridiplantae; Streptophyta; Magnoliopsida; Lamiales; Pedaliaceae. Gene Ontology annotation, cellular component: ribosome; cytosolic large ribosomal subunit. Gene Ontology annotation, molecular function: structural constituent of ribosome; RNA binding. Gene Ontology annotation, biological process: translation.
GAAAUCAAAGAUUGGCUAGGGUUUUUCUGUAUAUAAAUCCAAACACCCUCUGUCCGUGAAGCAGUGUUCCACUCUCCCCGUCCGUCGCAGCCUUCGCCACCUUCGCCACUUUCGCCACCGUGAACCAUGGUUAAGCACAACAAUGUUGUGCCUAAUGGGCACUUCAGGAAGCACUGGCAAAACUAUGUUAAGACCUGGUUUAACCAGCCUGCUCGCAAGACAAGGAGAAGAAUUGCAAGACAGAAGAAAGCUGUGAAGAUAUUCCCCAGGCCUACUGCUGGACCGCUGCGCCCUGUUGUCCAUGGGCAGACACUGAAGUACAACAUGAAAGUCAGAGCUGGUAGGGGAUUUUCUCUGGAGGAACUGAAGGCUGCUGGCAUCCCAAAGAAGCUUGCCCCAACUAUUGGCAUCUCCGUUGAUCAUAGGCGCAGAAACCGAUCCUUGGAGGGCUUCCAGACCAAUGUCCAGAGGCUGAAGACAUACAAGGCCAAGCUCGUUGUCUUCCCAAGACGGGUCCGCAAAUUCAAGGCUGGUGAUUCUACUCCAGAAGAGUUGGCUACAGCCACGCAAGUUUCAGGUCCUUACUUGCCAAUUGUUCGUGAGAAGCCAACUGUGGAGCUAGUUAAGGUCACAGAAGACAUGAAAUCAUUCAAGGCAUAUGACAAGCUGCGUCUGGAGAGGACAAACGAACGCCAUGUUGGUGUUAGAGCCAAGAGGGCAGCAGAGGCCGAAAAGGAAGAAAAGAAAUAAGAUAGUGAGAAGGAAAGAUAUUGAGUUUUGGUAACAGCAAAUUGUUGGACUUUCUGCUGUUUCUUUUUUUAUUUAUGAACCAAACAUCUGAAUUUUCUACUAGUUAUCAGCACUAGCAACAUUACAUUUCCACCCCAUGUAUGAAUUUUUCCUUGUUUUGACCUCAUUUGCUAUGAAUCAACUUUUCCUAGUCUGCGGCUGAGACUUAU